Molecule: messenger RNA, 1520 nt
Organism: Ziziphus jujuba (common jujube)
Lineage: Eukaryota; Viridiplantae; Streptophyta; Magnoliopsida; Rosales; Rhamnaceae
Product: annexin D3
Exons: 6
Coding region: 152-1198 (348 amino acids)
Cellular component (GO): cytoplasm
Molecular function (GO): calcium ion binding; calcium-dependent phospholipid binding
Source: RefSeq, a predicted model, not a curated record
AAAAGAAAGGUGCUCUCGCGGAGAAAAAGCUUGAAAAUCAGCGAGGUUGGAGGCAAACGCGGAGAGAGAGAAGCUAACAGAAACUAAAACUGAAAAGAGAGAAGAAAAAUAAGAAGAAGAAGAAGAAGAAGAAGAAAAAAAGGGGCCUAAAAUGCAGGGACUAUUUCGAAGACUAAGUAGUAGUUCAGAGCAUAAACUAAGAAGUUUGAAUGAGACGGUAUCGUUUUCGAAGAACCACGGAAUGGCUACUCUCAGAGUACCCGAACUUGUUCCUUCUCCGGCUCAGGACUCUGAGCGCCUCAAACAAGCUUUUGAUGGAUUAGGAACAGACGAAAAUGAAGUAAUAUGGAUAUUAGGACACAGAAAUGCAAGCCAAAGAAGGAAAAUCAAAGACACUUAUCAGCAGCUUUACAAUGAGUCCCUCAUUAGCCGUCUCGAUUCUGAACUUUCUGGAGAUUUUGGAAAAGCAGUGCUUUUAUGGGCAUAUGAUCCACAUGAAAGGGAUGCGAAAUUGGCAAAUGACGCCUUAAGGAAGCAUAAGAGGGGUGUUAAACACCUAAAAGUCAUAGUUGAGAUAGCAUGCACAACCUCUCCUCACCACUUGAUAGCAGUGAGACAGGCCUAUUGUUCUCUUUAUGAGUCUUCACUUGAAGAGGACAUUGCCUCUACGGUUUCUGCACCCCUCAUGAAGCUUCUAUUGGGUCUAGUGAGCUCCUACAGAUUUGAUGAAGAGGUGGUGGACUUGGCUAUUGCCAAUUCAGAGGCAUCUACAUUACAUGAAGGCAUCGAAAAAAAGCUGUUAGAUCAUGACCUUAUUGUAUGGAUUCUCAGCACUAGGAAUAUAUUUCAGCUAAGAGAAACUUUUAAGUGUUACAAGCAAAAAUAUGGAAACCCCAUUGAUCAGGACAUUAAAAGUUGUGGUAAUGGUGAUUUGGAAUCUCUUUUGAAAACGGUGACUGUGUGCAUAGAAUCUCCAGAGAAGCAUUUCGCAGAGGUUAUCAGAGAUUCCAUUGUUGGGCUGGGAACAGAUGAAGACUCACUAAGUAGAGCCAUCGUAACCCGAGCAGAAGUUGACACCAUGAAAAUCAGAGAGCACUAUACCAAUCUGUACAAAGCCAGCCUCGAUGACGAUGUUAAAGGCGACACAUCAGGAGACUAUAAGAACUUCUUGUUAACCUUGCUUGGAGCAAGAUUCUGAUUGGUCCAACCUGUAUGAACCCCUGUUUUCAUUGGGUUAUGAACCAUGGUGUGCCUGCAUUUGGAACUUUAGAAUAAAAGUGAUGAUAGGGAGUGUCAUAGGACACAAAUCUGAGACCUUAAAAUAUGGUGGUUCUAGGUUUGAUAUUUAUGAUGAUCUUGUAUAGAAUCUUCAUGUUUUGAGCUUAGUUUGUUUAUCCAUCAGAAUAUACAAGGGCAAUAACAAGGUAUGAGGACUUUACUUAUGACAAGAAAGUGCUCGGUUAUGGAAGAAUUGUACUUGUUUUACAACUGUUUGAUUAUGUCAAAGUUCUAUUUUUUUA